AUGGGCUUCUGGACCAUUUGCCCUUCCUUCUCCACCAUCAUCUUCCUCCUCUUCAUCUUUGCGGUGUCCCUAAUCUUCCACUGCCACCAGCGCCUGGCCCUGGUGCCCGCCCCCUGGGCCUCCCGGGGCCUCGUGGUCCCGGCCCCCCGGCACCUCCCCCAGGGGGGCAUGUUCACCAUCAACGCCAUCGGCCGCCUGGGCAACCAGAUGGGCGAGUACGCCACGCUGUACGCGCUGGCCAGGCUGAACGGGCGGCCGGCCUUCAUCCCCGCCGAGAUGCACAGCACGCUGGCGCCGCUCUUCCGCAUCUCCCUCCCGGUGCUGCCGGCCGCCGCGGCCCGCGGGCUCCCGUGGCUCAACUACCCGCUCCACGACUGGAUGGAGGAGCGGUACCGCCACAUCCCCGGCGAGUACGUGCGCCUCACGGGCUACCCCUGCUCCUGGACCUUCUACCACCACCUGCGCCCCGACAUCCUGCGCGAGUUCGCGCUGCACGACCACGUGCGCGAGGGGGCGCAGGCGUACCUGCGCGGUCUGCGCGUGCGCGGGCGCCGCCCCGCCACGUACGUGGGCGUGCACGUGCGCCGCGGGGACUACGUGCGCGUCAUGCCGGAAGUGUGGAAGGGCGUGGUGGCCGACCGCGCCUACCUGCAGGUGGCGCUGGACCGCUUCCGGGCCCGGCGCGAAGCCCCCGUGUUCGUGGUCACCAGCGAUGACAUGGCCUGGUGCCGCGAGAACAUGGACGCGUCCCGCGGGGACGUGGUGUUCGCGGGCACCGGGCGCCAGGGCUCGCCGGCCAAGGACUUCGCGCUGCUCACGCAGUGCAACCACACCGUGUUCACCGUGGGCACCUUCGGCGUCUGGGCGGCCUACCUGGCCGGCGGGGCCGCCGUCUACCUGGCCAACUACACGCCGCCCCACUCCCGCUUCCACACGGUCUUCAGGCCACAGGCGGCCUUCCUGCCCGAGUGGGUGGGCAUCGCCGCCGACCUUGGCCCGGCCAGAGAGAACGGCCCCUAG
Molecule: messenger RNA, 1020 nt
Organism: Pipistrellus nathusii (Nathusius's pipistrelle)
Lineage: Eukaryota; Metazoa; Chordata; Mammalia; Chiroptera; Vespertilionidae
Source: the annotation of a GenBank genome assembly